This is a messenger RNA of Olea europaea var. sylvestris, 2075 nucleotides long. RefSeq names its product BTB/POZ domain-containing protein At3g22104-like. The record is from RefSeq and is a predicted model, not a curated record. Gene Ontology annotation, molecular function: protein binding. Bases 450 to 2075 code for a protein of 541 amino acids. The transcript has 4 exons. Lineage: Eukaryota; Viridiplantae; Streptophyta; Magnoliopsida; Lamiales; Oleaceae.
CAAAAACAGCACAGAAAAGCCUUUCAAUCCCAGCUCACACAAAGGGCCUUUCGUAAAACCUUCGUUUAUAUUGAAAAAUCUACAGUUGAAAAACAAAACAAUUGGGCCAAGAAUGUCAGAGAAAAAGAUUAGUGGGCACUCAACAACUCUGUUUCUCUUAGUCUAACUAUAGUGAUUUCCCUUUGUUUUAUCCUCAUAUAAUAUGCAUAUGUAAGUGUGUAUUCUUUGUCCGUGUGCAAAUUGUUGCUUCACAUAUACUCGUCUCUCUAUACAAUAUACAUACACACCUCAGUUGAGAGCCACAUAGCUUCUGUACCAAUUCAUUAAGCAUUUUGCAAUGCCAAGAAACUGACUCUUUUCUGUUUGUCCUCUUUCAAAUCCCAGAAUAUGAUCCCAUUUUGCUUCUUAAUUUGAGGUGGGCUUUGUUUUUUCUCCUUGUUUAUCUUGGAAUGGAGGCCUAUUGUGAUCUUGAAGUUGAUGUCAAUGGAGAAGAGGUUUUCAUGGUGGACAUGAAAGUUCUAUCAUCUUAUUCGGGUAGUAUAAAAAAGAUGUUUAGCAAAUCAAAAGGUGGAAAACGAAAUCUGAAGGUGAUAUACCAUGACUUUCCCGGAGGAGCUGAAAAUUUUGAGCUCAUCACGAGGUUCUGCUACAACAACGGCAAAAUUAACAUAAAUCCCUUUAAUAUCACUGACCUAAAUUGUGCUGCAUAUUUGAUGGAAAUGGACAAAGGUGUCACUGGAAGCAAAAAUUUAAUUGAUCAAACUGAAAAAUCACUUGAAGAUAUCAAGUAUUGGACAUGGUCCGAACUUAUGGCGGCUUUGAAGCGGUGCCAAGAUUUCUUCCCAGUUGCAAGCUCUUCGGGCAUGAUUGAAAAAUGCUUGGAUUCUCUUCUUGGAAGGAUUGCAUCAUCCUGUGAAACAAGUCCGUGUCCAUCCGUCUCUUCGCCUGAUAGUUCUAAAUUACGGGCAUCAUGUGACACAAGAAGUAGCGAGAGCUUGAAAAGCAGCUUCCUUCGAGUUACAUGGUGGUUUAAAGAUCUUGUACAGUUGGAUAUUCAUGUGAUUGAAAUGCUGGUGAAGUCAAUGGUAUCUAGAAACUUAAACCAUAGUAUAAUCAGUAAGUUUCUCUUUCAUUACCAAAAAACAAGAUUGGCUUCCACCUCUUCAGACGAGAAAAUUAGGAUGGUUGAAUCAGUUGUUGAGAUGCUUUAUUCUUUAGAUUUAAGCACUGUGUCUUACAAGAGAUUGUUUGGGAUGCUUAGAGUUUCUUCACAUGUAAACAUAAGCAAAUGCUGCAGGUGCAAGUUGGAGAGUAUGAUUGGUUUGCAAUUAGAUCAAGCAACACUAGACGAUUUCCUUGUUCCAUCUCCAGUCCGGGCACAUUACCUGUACGAUGUAAAUCUUGUUAUUAGGCUCGUGAAAUCAUUUCUUGCCAAAGGAGUAUGGUGUUUGCCAUUGAGUCGACUGAAGAAAGUGGCUAGCUUAGUAGAUUUAUAUAUAGCUGAAGUAGCUCCCGAUCCUCACCUGAAACCAUCGAAGUUCUUGGCUCUAAUUAGGGCCCUGCCGGACUCUGCUAGAGACUCUUUUGAUGGAAUCUACCAUUCCGUAGAUUUGUAUCUAGAGAAAUACUCAUCAGAGUCAGAGGGAUUUUACUAUUCCAUCUGGGUCUGUAGAAAUACUCAUCAGAGUCAGAGGGAUUUUACUAUUCCAUCUGACUCUGGAUCAUUGCUUCUCAUAAACACUGUUGCAUUGGGCCCUGAACAGCUCGAUACUUUCACCUUGCUGUGGACCAUUCUUUGUUUGAGCAUCUUCAAUGUUGGGUCCAUCGAUCUUAAGAAUUUUAAUGUCCUUAAACAUAAUUUUUUACAACUUAGAAAACUCACUAGACUUGUUGAUAUAAUUAUUGCAAUCUACAAGAUCCCGCUAAAACGUGCUUCACUCAUAAAUGUUCCCGACUAUCUGGAAUUGUCUAUCAUUAAAACUAAAAGAGCCAUUUGUAACGUUCAAAAAAUGUUGUUGACGGUCUUUAGCAAUGUUCAGAUAUAUGUUACAAAUCUCAAUAUUUUAGUAGAAUAA